AUGGGACCAUAUCCUCGUACCAGUCAUGGGAAAAGAUUCCUUCUAGUAGUCAUCGAUCUGUUCACGCGUUGGGUGGAAGCUUUCCUCCUCGGAAAUUCUGAAGCCCCGACCUUGAUCUGCACACUGGAAAAGGAAGUAUUCUCGAGAUGGGGAUACCCUCAACACUUACUAUCAGACAACGGACCUCAAUUCACUAGUCAAAUUUGGAAAGAAGCCGCACAAAAAUGGGAAAUACAAUUGUGGACAACCCCAAUUUAUCACCCUCAGGCCAAUCCAACCGAAAGACGCAACCAAGAAAUCAAAAAGGGGUUGCGUCUACGACUCGAGCAGAGUCGUCACCGUACCUGGGAUAGGUAUAUCCCAGAGAUACUAUUUAACCUUCGAAGACGUCAAAACGCCGCAACGGGACGUACUCCUGCUGAAGUACUCCUAGGGAAAAAUCUCCAACGACCCGGAGAUUGGCGGCUGAGAAACACGCAUGAUCACAAGGAAGAAGAUCGACAACCAUACCAGCAAGAGGCCCAAGUUCAGCAACAACGUUACCAAAAGCGUUAUAAAGGCGAAAUCAAACCACCCACUUAUCAACCAGGUGACUGGGUUUACCUACGGGAGCAUCCACUGUCGAAUGCAGCCGAGGGAUUCAACGCCGGAUUCGCACCGCGACAAAGUGGACCAUACCAAAUUCUGACGCACCUCAGUGGAGGUACCUUUACCAUUGCAAAAAGGGGUCAAGCCAUUAAGGUUCAUGAGAAGUUGCUGCGGCCUGAUCAUCAUGAACCCGUUGGAGUGGAUCACGAGGCCGAGAAACCAGUAGAAGAAUCAUCAAAGGUAGAAGAGAUCCUUAUGAACAGAACCCAUGACGCUAAUCACGGGCGUAGCGAAGGAUCAUCAGCAAGGGAAGAAGAUAACGCCAUUCACCGAUACUGUUGA
This is a messenger RNA of Cephus cinctus (wheat stem sawfly), 930 nucleotides long. RefSeq lists its product as uncharacterized. The coding region runs from base 1 to 930 and encodes 309 amino acids. The transcript has a single exon. The record is from RefSeq and is a predicted model, not a curated record. NCBI's taxonomy places the organism in Eukaryota, Metazoa, Arthropoda, Insecta, Hymenoptera, Cephidae. Gene Ontology annotation, biological process: DNA integration. Gene Ontology annotation, molecular function: nucleic acid binding.